AUGGAUAAACUUUAUAAGAGCCCAAGUCGGAAUAAGCCCUUGAAGUUACUGGAUAAUGUGCCGCUAAUUCCAUGUAAUCCUCAUCUAGAACAACCUGCGGAAGAGGAUCGUAGACUGGCGAAUUGGCAUCGCAGGCAGCUGGAGCACCAUCGCUAUCAAAAGCACCUUGGCGCCAAACUAAAACGCAAGCCCUCUGAGCUUGCCCUUAAUGCUCAUGAAUACUCACGCUCUAAAAAAGAAAUACAGUCCCUUAUAUACGAAGCUACAAAGUCCGAUACUCCACGCCCGAAUAAUUACUGCGGCAAUUCCAUAUUUUCGCAGCUUGUCCAAAAAUCAUCCAAUACUGGUGAGGAAAGCAAACUAGAGGGACAAGACAUUUAUGGCACCAUUAAUAGUAAAGACUCGAGGAAGCGGUCCCAGAAUGUCACAAGAGUCGCCCUGCCAAACUUAAUACGUAAAGAAAAAAUGCUGGUGGAAUCGUUUCAGGACAUUGAAAAAAUCCAAUUUCAUUCAAAAUGGGAAGAAGGUGAUUAUUUACGGCACAGAACAACAGAGCUUAAGGCUGCAAUACAGGUUUUAGAGCCUAAAAAGCCAGAAACAGAUAAUCUAAUAAUUAUCGGAAAGAAUUUUCAAGAUAAGCCUAAAGAAAAGUUCAUUAGACUACCUGUAAUAACAAUCACAUCUCACGAUGACGGAAUUCAGUUACUGAACUAUCCAGAUGAGAGAAUAGCCCUAAAGAUUCAAGACAGAGAAUUUGUUUUUGAAAGAGGAUAUUAUUUUGAGAAAUUGAAUUGCGAGGAAACAAGAGAAUUACGCCGAUCUAAGGAAGACUUAAAUUCUCAAAAAUAUGCAUACUCGGUUUUUGACACCAAGCAAGUCUAUAGAAUUUUUUCACAAAAAAUGCCACCCAUAGUGUGGGCAGUGAAUUUUACAGCACAAGGUGAUGAAAUAUGCGAAAGAAAAUUUAAACUAGAGAACAAAGGAAUACAAAUUGUCACGAUAGAUUGGCGAAAAGUAGUUCCAAAAUUAACAUCAAUGCCCAUUUCUAAUCGCAUAAAAAGUCUCUUCUUCUUUAAUAAAAAUCCUGUUUCAAUUCUUCCUGGUCAAAUAGUGGAAGUGGCAAUUUGGUUUCGUUCACGGCGUCCAAUUGUAGCAACAGAAACGUGGAAUCUUAUAAUUGAACCAAAUAUUUAUCCUGGAACAAUAAGUAUCCGACUGUGGGCGACAUCUAAAGGCAGCGACUGGAAACUCCACGAGGAUAAAAAGAACGCUCGUAUUAAGGAACAUUUGAAAACAAGUGUACGUUGGAACAUUAUUCGGGAUGUUGUUGAAACAGUGUUACAGGUAGCAACAAGUGAACGCGCACAAAAGGAGGUAGCCUAUAGCAAACUCUUCCUGGAGAUGAAUUUAUUUUGUGCUCGAAAUCCCACAUAUUUCUACAACUCGACCCUCAUUGCUGAGCUCAAGUGUAUAUAUAAAAAUGCUACAAAUCAAAACGAUUGGAGUCUAAUGUUGAAGGAAUUACAUAUGAUACUGUUAAGGCUCGGGCAUGAUAAGAAACAAAAUCAACUUACUAAACGCUUUAAUGAUAUUUGCAUCCAAAGCCUACAGCCUAUUUCUCUCUAUCAACAUCCACUUAACCCGAAGCGACAUUUAGUAUAUUGGCUUCUGUGUACAUUGAUUAAUAAAUUUGAGGAUGAAAGUAAUUUUGUUUUCAAUAAAUGCUGCCAACAUAUUGAUAAUGAUGAAGUAUACGAGAUGGAGAAUGCUUAUGAAAGCGAAGAAAUCGAGAGUGAAAAUUAUGAACAUUUUAAUACCAAUAUCGACCAUUCCCUCUAUUAUGAAAUAUUUUACGUCAGGAUUUAUUCUUUAAUGUGCGAAACCAUCGAUAGAAUUAGUGCUGCUGUUGAUUCACAAAUUUGUUGCGAUUAA
Ceratosolen solmsi marchali is the source of this 1932-nucleotide messenger RNA. RefSeq names its product MYCBP-associated protein. The transcript is spliced from 2 exons. Lineage: Eukaryota; Metazoa; Arthropoda; Insecta; Hymenoptera; Agaonidae. The record is from RefSeq and is a predicted model, not a curated record. The coding region runs from base 1 to 1932 and encodes 643 amino acids.